GUGGAAAUCAUGCUAGUAACCACUGAAAGCACCAGUGGCUGAUCUACAGCACAGAAUACACCAGCGUACAGAUAUGGAAGUGACCUUGAAUGCAAUGAGAAUGAAGAAACCAGAAGCAGUGGAAAUGGCCAUAGAAAUGCAGUCACUGGGACGUCCGUUCUCCCUUGGGAUGCUCUAUGAUUGUCGUACUGAUAAUUGUGUUCCAGGUAUCACUUUAUGGGACCUCGAUGUAUUGGCAGAUCACGUGGCAUCAACACCUCGAGAGAAUACAUUAUUUGACAUUACAACUUCAGACACUCUUUCAGCUAAAUCAUCAGCUCUGAAUGUUUCAGCAUCUUUAAAGCUCAGUUUACUUGCUGGUAUGGUAGAUGUUACGGGAUCUGGGAAAUUCAUUCAUAACACUAAGGCCUCUAAGAAUCAAGUCAGUGUCACUCUAAAUUACUCAAGAACAACAAAGUUUGAGCAGCUGAGCAUGGAGCAUUUAGGUGCCAAAAACAUAGAACAUCAUGAAGUGUUUGACAAAGGGACGGCCACCCAUGUGGUCACUGGUAUAUUGUAUGGUGCUAAAGCCUUCUUUACAUUUGAACGUGAUGUGUCUACAACAGAGAAGUUUCAGGAAAUACAGGGAAACCUUGAGGUCGCUAUAAAGAAUAUUCCACAAUGUACAAUCGAUGGACAGGGAAAUGUGGAAAUUACAGAGGAAAAGAGGAAAGAAGUAAAAACAUUUAGCUGCAAGUUUAAUGGAGACUUCGCCCUGGAGAGUAAUCCGGUCACAUUCGAAGAUGCCGUAAAAAUUUAUGCCAACCUCCCAAAGCUAUUAGGAGAGAAAGGGGAGAAGGCUGUACCUGUGACAGUCUGGCUGUAUCCUCUGUCAAAAAUUAACAGUAAAGUUGAUCAAAUAAUUAGAUCCAUUAGUACAGAUCUUGUUUUCAGUACAGAACAGCAGAUACAGAAAAUGAUAGAUGUUACCAUACACUGUAACGAUCUGAUGAAACAUCCGGUUGCAGAGACCUUUCCUGACAUCAAGAGUAACAUCAUUCAGUUCAUAGAGCAGUGUGAUCUAUUUAAACUCAAAUUUAAGAAGAAACUUGCAGAGAUCUUACCUGCUAUCCGUGGUGGGGGAUCAGAGGAAUCUGAUCUUGCUAAGAUUUUACUCAAAAUAAAACAAUCUCCAUUUAGAAACAGCUAUAUUACAGAGUUUCUGAGCAGAAAAGAACAGGAGAUGGAUACUGUGAGCUCCUAUCUGGCAAUGCUGCCCAACAUCAGUGUUUUACCAACUGAGACUGAGAGACACAAACUAACAUCUGACCCUAUGAUUGAUUAUGUUGUGUCUUUCAAUUUUACAUCCUUUAAUGAGGAGGAGACAUAUCUUUCUGAUAUGUCUUAUUGGCUUCAAGAUCUUGAAAGCAAAAUCUAUAAUAACAACAACAACAUCUCACCAUGGUACAAGGACAAUUAUGUAGAUAAGAAGGCCAGGAGAUGUGUAAGAGCAUUUAAGGAAUUUGCUGCAGCCAAUGCAUCCAGUGAGAAGACUAAAUUCAUUAUCUCAUCUGUCCCAGACCAGAGUAAUCCUGGGGUCUCCAUUUAUUUGUAUGAAGGUGGGGAUUUGGUGAGUGUAAAGUUUGAGCCUCCAGCUAAACCUAAUCCCCCCUUUAUCAGUGGUAGGACACAUGAUAGUAUGGAACUCACUAUCAGUCCAGCAGACUUUGGGAAAGAGUUCAUAGAAAGAUACAAAAUAGAGUAUAGAUCUGCUGAGGAGGAAAACUGGUCACAUUUUAUAACAAAGAAUAAAGAUGAGAAGAUCACAGUUACAGGACUAAAGCCUAAUACUAAGUAUCAGCUCAAAUACUCUGCAGUGUUUAAACCAGGACUCAGCACUGCCAGUGAUGCUAUAGAAAAUGAGAAAACCUUUCCCACUGGUAAACCUGAAGUCUCACUCAUCACUGCUGAUUCAUCCAGUAUUAAAUUACAGCUCAAGGAACCAACUAUAGUUGGAGAUGGAGUCACAGUAACUGAAUUUAAAGUUGAAUACAAAGUAGAAUCUGAAAAUCAAGGUGAAAGGUGGCAGGAACGUAGAUCAGGUAGCAAAGUAGAAACGUAUACUGUUGAUGGGCUAAAGUCACUGACAUCCUACAUAAUACGUGUAUCGGCCAUAUGUGGUAACUCUGGGGUCAGUGCUCCUAGUGGUGAGAUUUUAGUUAGGACAACAGAAGAAUAAUCUUCUAAUAUUCAACAUUGACUAAUUAAAGAAAAUAGCCUCCAAAUAAAGGACAACAUACCUAUAUGAUUGAAGAUACAGUUAAUAGAUAUUUGGGAAUCUUAAUCUAUAAUGUGAUUGUGGUGAUAAACUGAAUAAUAUAUGCACACAAAUAGGAAAGCAAAGGUAUUCUGUUUAGGGGAACUCUUAUGGUAUAACUGUAAAUCACAGGUUUUGUUUUACUCCUUGCCAUAAGUACAGUGGACCAAAUAACUUUUCAUUGGAUCAAUAGAGAACUAUGAGCUAUCUUCUUUCUUAGGAAAUAAUAGCCUGCAUUUUCCAGAUGAAUUGGGUGGAAACACCAUGGGAGAAGGAAAAGUGUACUCACCUCUUCAUCGAGGUUUGGGCACAUUACAGAGAUACAUACAUCACCUUUUUCUACUAAGACCAAAAUGUGUAAUUAUCUGCAGCAUACCACAUGGCGAUAACUCAGAAUGUUAAUGGAUAAUUCACCUAUUCAGCUGUUUGUUCCAUGAUGUUGUUUAAUCAUAAUUGACUUAUUAAGUUUAUUAAUCAUCCCUCCCCAUGGUCAGACUGUCAUCUGUUCUACACAUGGCAUGUUUUCUUUCUGUAUAUUACCUGACUAUACUGUUUAUGUACUGUUUCAUUUGGAAUAACUGUUGGCCUUUGUUACUGAGUCAUUGUAUUUACAUGUGCUAUGAAGUUAUGUGUAU
Messenger RNA from Pseudophryne corroboree (corroboree frog), 2931 nucleotides. RefSeq names its product stonustoxin subunit alpha-like. The record is from RefSeq and is a predicted model, not a curated record. Lineage: Eukaryota; Metazoa; Chordata; Amphibia; Anura; Myobatrachidae. The coding region runs from base 74 to 2218 and encodes 714 amino acids. Gene Ontology annotation, molecular function: protein binding. The transcript is spliced from 3 exons.